Messenger RNA from Theobroma umbraticum, 2061 nucleotides. RefSeq names its product diphthamide synthesis DPH2 family protein. Gene Ontology annotation, biological process: protein histidyl modification to diphthamide. Gene Ontology annotation, molecular function: 2-(3-amino-3-carboxypropyl)histidine synthase activity. NCBI's taxonomy places the organism in Eukaryota, Viridiplantae, Streptophyta, Magnoliopsida, Malvales, Malvaceae. The record is from RefSeq and is a predicted model, not a curated record.
GCGACGCCACCGACUUCUUUUAUUUCCUUUCCAUCUCUUUCCUCGACAAAACCCUAUUAUAUUCUUUUGUUCUUUCAUUUUUCCCGUCGCUAAAUCUCGGAAGACCGUCGCCGAGCACCGUGUCAGUUGAUUGAUCAAAUGUCGGGUUAAGAAGCAUAUCUGGAAGAGAAAAUCUGCUUCUUUGAUCAUGGAUCCGGUAAUGGAGAAAACCAACCAACAUCAACCGGAAGAGAAGCGGGAAACGCCUUUACCGCUUCAACGAAACGCCAACAACUUGAAACCAGUCCCGAAGCGUUUCGUCAAGAACCAAAUCCCUGACUCGAUCCUCAACGACGCCUCCCUGAACGCCGCCAUUUCCCUUCUUCCUUCCAACUACAAUUUCGAAAUCCAUAAAUGCGUGUGGCGCGUCCGUUCUACGGGCGCCAAGCGAGUCGCCCUUCAGUUUCCCGAAGGGCUCCUUAUGUACUCCCUUGUUAUCUCCGAUAUCCUUACCUCUUUCGCUGACGUCACUCACUGCUUUAUCCUCGGCGACGUCACUUACGGUGCAUGCUGCGUCGACGACCUCUCCGCCACUGCCCUUGGUGCCGAUUUGUUAAUCCAUUAUGGUCACAGCUGCUUAGUCCCAAUCGAUUCCACGAAAAUCCCUUGCCUUUACGUCUUCGUCGAGAUUAAAAUCAACGUCGAUGGUCUAAUUAACACAAUCGAACACAACCUCACUUCUUCCAGGGAAUCCGUUGUCCUUGCUGGUACGAUUCAGUUUUCCUCGGUGAUUAGAUCGGCGAAGCCAGAGCUAGAAAAACGAGGGUUUAGGGUUUUAAUUCCUCAGUCAAAACCUUUAUCCGCCGGUGAAGUUUUAGGUUGCACCGCCCCCAAAAUUGGUACCAUGGCAAAUGCUAAUGAAACCGUGGCAGUUUUCGUGGCAGACGGGAGGUUUCAUUUGGAGGCGUUUAUGAUAGCGAAUCCAGGGAUCAAGGCUUUUCGAUACGAUCCUUAUUUAGGGAAGUUGUUUUUGGAGGAAUAUGAUCAUAAGGGGAUGAGGGAAACGCGAAGGAGAGCCAUAGAGAAGGCCAAAAGAGCCAAGAGUUGGGGGAUUGUGUUGGGGACAUUGGGGAGGCAAGGCAAUCCUAGGGUUUUAGAGAGGUUUGAAGGGAAAAUGAGGGAGAGAGGAUUUGAUUAUACUAUUAUUUUGAUGUCGGAAAUUAGUCCUACGCGGAUUGCUUUGUUUGAGGAUGCUGUGGAUGCUUGGAUUCAAAUUGCUUGUCCUAGGCUCUCUAUUGAUUGGGGUGAUGCGUUUGUAAAACCUUUGUUGACUACAUUUGAGGCAGAGAUUGCGCUUGGGGAGAUAUCCGGGUGGUGGGAGAGAGAUGGUUGUGGUUCUUGUGGAAAUGGGUUGCAUCGUGGGGAGAGUAAAUCAUGUUGUGGUUACAGGGGAAGAGAGGAUUUUCAUGGGGAUUAUCCGAUGGAUUAUUAUGCACAGGAUGGUGGAGAAUGGAAUUCCUCUUAUGUGAAGAAGUCGGCUCGUCCGGUGAGGAGAAAUAUUGUACCUCCCUCCGGUAAUGGUGCUGUUCUUUAGCUGCUUGGGGAGGGACAAUUGAAACUCUGUAUUCAUGUGAGCAUGUCUAACUUAUGUCAUUUCUAUCAUCUAAUUGAUAGGAGUUUUCAACAUAGAUGUUUUUGGAAUACCUCUUUUUGUUUUUCAUGUUUCCAUUGUAAAGUAGAAGAUCAUAGAAUGUGCUAUAGGUGCUAUAUGGCCAGAAAUUAAUACAGCUUGAAGAUCACUCGGAGUUAAAAGGGUUGCUGAUAUUGUUGUUUCUGUUUCUAUAAGUUGUAUCAAUGGAAAGAAGUUUUGCACUACCAAAUUGGGGUUUAUGUUUCUGUUUCUAUAAGUUGCAUCAAUGGAAAGAAGUUUUGCACUACCAAAUUGGGGCUUAUGUUUUCAGAUAGAUGGUUUAAAUGUGUGUAUGGAGUAUUCCAUUUUAGACCAAAUUCUUUGGUAUAUCUUUCAAUAUUUACUGGAUAGACAAUCUUUAUUGUUUUUAUUUCUUGCUACUUACAUCACUU